AUGAUUCGGUUACAUGACUCCAAGAUGCUGCAGACUCUGCACCGAUCCCUGAGUGAAUGCAUCCCAGAGGCAAUGAAGGUAUAUGGUUCCAUCUUUAACAUCAUUCGUGGAAACCCCUUCAACCUGGAAGUGCUGGUGGACUCCUGGCCGGACUAUCAGACUGUAAUUACCCGGCCUCAGAAGCAGGAAAUGAUGGAUGACAAAGAUCAUUACGCAAACACUUACCACAUCUUCUCGAAAGACUUCCAGAAAUUGCCAGCAAUUCUAGAAUGUAAUAGUGUCAUCAACUGGAAACAAAGUCUCACAAUCCAAGGUUGCCAAAAUGGUUUAAAUGAAAAGAUAAAAGAUGUUGUGGCUUUCAAGUCCAUAAAGGUGGAUUACUCCAAGAGGUUUCUCUACAUAACAGAAGAUGUUCUCAAAUCCAUUGCCUCCAAUGGAAGCAAGCUGAUGAAGUCAAAUGAAGUAGCCAGUUCAGAAAAUGUGACAUUUAAAAGUACAAAUAACAACUUCAAGCUUUCCCUGUUGGAUGUUUCCCAUGCUGAACUUGUGAAUAACAACUGGAAAUUUGGGAAGAAUGAGAAAAGCCUGAGAUUUGUCAAACGCUGCCUCCAAAACUUCCCUGGAUUCUGUCUGCUGGGUCCAGAAGGGAACCCCAUAUCUUGGACUAUAAUGGAACAAACUAAUGAACUGAGGAUGGGUUAUACUCUACCUGAAUAUCAAGGCAGAAGAAUUUCAAAUAUUGCAAAGAAGUUGGGGGAUAGUUUCAUGCAAUAUCUAAAAAAGAACAAUAUUCCAUUUUAUAUUCAUGUGGAGGAUAUGAAGGAACAUGCCCACAAAUUAACAAAGUCUUUUGGGUUCCAUUCUGUGGAUUGUGAUUAG
Molecule: messenger RNA, 879 nt
Organism: Antechinus flavipes (yellow-footed antechinus)
Lineage: Eukaryota; Metazoa; Chordata; Mammalia; Dasyuromorphia; Dasyuridae
Product: glycine N-acyltransferase-like protein 2
Exons: 6
Coding region: 1-879 (292 amino acids)
Cellular component (GO): mitochondrion
Molecular function (GO): glycine N-acyltransferase activity
Source: RefSeq, a predicted model, not a curated record